Messenger RNA from Aethina tumida (small hive beetle), 475 nucleotides. RefSeq lists its product as uncharacterized. NCBI's taxonomy places the organism in Eukaryota, Metazoa, Arthropoda, Insecta, Coleoptera, Nitidulidae. The record is from RefSeq and is a predicted model, not a curated record. The coding region runs from base 7 to 345 and encodes 112 amino acids. The transcript is spliced from 3 exons.
CAAAAAAUGAAUAAGGUGGCUGUGUGUGUAUUGUUGGUUGCCAUUUUGGCUUCAGCCUCAUCAAAAGCCUUAACCAGAACCCAAUUGAAGUCCUUCUACUCCAACAUUCCAGAAGAAGAAAGAGCCUCCUACCUAAGAUACAACUUGCUGAAAGGCUACGAAGCACUCCAAAAGUCGGAGUUUGAGAAAUAUGCGGAAAUUCCCACUGAAGUGUCAGCAGCAAUUUACGAAUCGAUGAUCCAGAACCAUUUGGUGCAGGAAAAGCAGCACCUGUCUUCCCUGAAGGAUGUGAUUUGCUUCCCAUCUGGAUGCAUCGACUUGGAUGACCCUGGAGUACAUCCUUAAAUUGCUCCAUAGUUUUAGUCAAUGAGUGUUUCAGUUUUACUAUUUAAUAAAAUACUUUUGUGAGUUAAUAUGCUCUGUUAUUUAUUACAUGUAACUAAUUUAUUUAUAUUAAAAUAUAUCAUUUAUUGAC